CCGCACCGCAGGAUGCCGCGGCCGCGCCCCCCGCCCGGCACCGCCGCAGCCUCCUCCUGCGGAGGGAGGCGGGGGGAAUGUGAGUGUGCAAAGUGGAAGAAACUCCCUCCGGCUCUCUCGGGGGAGAGGCUGGGGGGAUUUGGGGUAUUCUUUUUUUCCUUUUUUCCUCUCUUUUUUAAUUUUUUCUCUCUGCUGAAGCCACGUAGCAGCAGGUGACUGGCGCCCGCCCGCCGAGAAGGACCCUGUUUGCAUCGGCUCUGUGUGCAUGUAGAGGGCUCCCUCCUCCCCCUGCCUCCCGCCCCCCGGAUCAUUCUUUAUACCGGGGGAGCGUGUGCACUGCGGUCCUUGCUCUGGGAAUUGCUGCUGCUCUUCCUAUUCGUCAAGGGCUUUCCAAUCACCUGCCUCUGCCACCCUCUCCGCUCCGCUCUUUGUACUUUAUUUUCACGUGCUCUUUACUAACACGGCUAUUUUUAAAUCCCGCUUGGAUUUAUUUCUUCCUCUAUCUUUCUCUCUUAUUUUUCAUUUUUUUUAAAUUUUUCUUUUUUCUUUUUUUCUUUUCCUCCGGGGGGUGGGGGGGGAGGGAGGUUAACGCUUGCAUCUCCCUAAGGGAAAGAUCCCACCAGCCAACCCAGCUUCGCCACUGCUGCAUCCAUCCAUUCAUUUUUAUGGUCACUAACAGCCUAUCCCGGUAGUAGAAGGUGCAGAGAAGUGGGAGGCAGAGAGAGAGAGAGAGAGAGGGAGAGAUCCGGACAGCGAGAAUGGCCGAGAGAAAGAGGAACUGGAAUAAAGAAGAUGACCUGCCUGUGUAUCUAGCUAGGCCGGGUACGACAGCCCAGACACCGCGGCAGAAAUAUGGGGGGAUGUUCGCCUCCGUGGAGGGGGCCUAUGAGAACAAAACCAUCGACUUCGACGCCUACAGCGUGGGGAAGAAAGGGUCUCGGACUCCGCGGAGCGGCAGCCGGCACGACAUGCUGGAUGGAGGGGACAACUACAGCGAGACCGCCAGCGACAUCAGCGAGGUCUCUGGCUCCGUCAUCAGUUCCCCGGGAGACCGGGAGGACAAGACCCCGGGCGUGGAGAUCAGAUACCCCGUGGGGAAAGAGAUGCUGCAGGGCCAGGACAAUGGGCAGAGUGACCGACUACUCAUUAAAGGUGGAAGAAUUAUCAAUGAUGACCACUCCUUCUAUGCAGACAUAUACCUUGAAGAUGGACUUAUAAAGCAAAUAGGAGAGAAUCUGAUUGUUCCUGGAGGAGUCAAGACCAUAGAGGCUAAUGGGCGGAUGGUUAUUCCUGGGGGAAUAGAUGUCAACACUUACCUACAAAAGCCCUGCCACGGAAUGACUACUGUUGAUGACUUCUAUCAAGGCACAAAAGCAGCGCUAGCAGGGGGCACCACCAUGAUCAUUGACCAUGUGCUUCCAGAGCCUGGAUCAAGUUUACUGACCUCCUUUGAGAAGUGGCAUGAGGCAGCUGACACCAAAUCCUGUUGUGAUUACUCGCUCCAUGUGGACAUCACCAGCUGGUAUGAUGGGAUUCGAGAAGAGCUGGAAGUACUGGUGCAAGAUAAAGGUGUGAACUCUUUUCAAGUCUACAUGGCCUACAAAGAUCUCUACCAAAUGUCUGACAGCCAGCUUUAUGAAGCCUUUACCUUUCUAAAAAGUCUUGGGGCUGUUAUCCUGGUCCACGCUGAAAAUGGAGACUUGAUAGCUCAGGAACAAAAGCGUAUCCUGGAGAUGGGAAUCACCGGACCCGAGGGACAUGCUCUGAGCAGGCCCGAGGAGCUUGAAGCAGAAGCAGUUUUCCGUGCCAUCACCAUUGCCAGUCGAAUAAACUGUCCAGUGUACAUCACCAAGGUGAUGAGCAAGAGUGCGGCUGACAUCAUUGCACUGGCCAGAAAGAAAGGUCCCCUUGUUUUUGGAGAGCCGAUCACUGCCAGCUUGGGGACAGAUGGGACACAUUACUGGAGCAAAAACUGGGCCAAGGCUGCAGCUUUUGUGACCUCACCACCUCUGAGUCCUGAUCCUACCACUCCAGAUCACUUAAAUUCACUCUUAGCAUGCGGGGACCUGCAGGUGACGGGAAGUGGACACUGCCCGUAUAGCACUGCCCAGAAAGCCAUUGGAAAGGACAACUUCACUAUGAUUCCUGAAGGGGUCAAUGGAAUUGAGGAAAGAAUGACUGUUGUCUGGGACAAGGCUGUAGCCACAGGUAAGAUGGACGAGAGCCAGUUUGUAGCUGUCACCAGUACCAAUGCUGCCAAAAUCUUUAAUCUGUAUCCAAGAAAAGGCCGGAUUGCUGUAGGAUCGGAUGCUGAUGUGGUUAUUUGGGACCCCGAUAAGGUGAAGACUAUCACAGCUAAAAGCCAUAAAUCGGCCAUUGAGUACAACAUCUUUGAAGGAAUGGAGUGCCAUGGUGCCCCACUCGUGGUCAUAAGCCAAGGGAAGAUUGUGUUUGAAGAUGGAAAUCUGCAUGUAAAUAAGGGAAUGGGCCGCUUCAUCCCUCGCAAACCUUUCCCUGAAUAUCUUUAUCAGCGCAUCAAAAUCAGGAAUAAGGUGGGAGGACUGCAAGGAGUCUCCAGAGGAAUGUAUGAUGGACCUGUGUAUGAAAUCCCAGCUACGCCAAAAUAUGCAACUCCUGCACCCUCAACUAAAUCCUCCCCUGCCAAAAACCAGCCCCCACCAAUCAGAAACCUCCAUCAAUCCAAUUUUAGCUUAUCAGGAGCUCAGAUAGAUGACAACAACCCACGCCGCACUGGCCAUCGCAUCGUGGCACCUCCUGGUGGUCGCUCUAAUAUUACCAGUCUUGGCUGAAAAAUUGUGAUGGACAGAAACACAAGGAUGAAGGAUCAUGGGAAUGUCUGUUCCCUUCAACAUCUGUGUUAUCAGACCCACAGUUUUAUUUGGUACUAAUGGAAAUAAAAAAUGAAAUGUCUUUUUUUUUUUUUUUGUAUAGGAAGAGGUGAUAAUAGUGUGGUGUGUUUGCUUGGAACUACUUGCCUCACAAUUGUGCUUUCAUGCCAUAGUCACCUUAAAGCAUGGUGCUUCCAUUGCCCCUUUAGUGACUACAGGUUUUAGCUUUGUCUCGUAACUGAAUGAUGGUUCCUUUGCACCCUUUUGCUGUAUUAGAGUAGUUAAUGCAUGUUACUGAGUUAUUUAUGCAAGUUGCAUUCUGUGAGUGAGUCCCUUUAGAACACGUUGCCAACAAUUGACUAGACACAAUGCCAAGAUUAAUGUCGGUAUUUGAGAAACAGCACCAAAAACACUUAUGAAGGAAGAAAAUGGCCAUUUGAAAGUAUGUAGUAGAGUAGUAUAGGCAGCUUCUGUUUCAUCUUUAAUUUAUUAUAAACCCAAAAAGCACUUCUCUCAGACACAGAAAAUCAGCGGGACAUGUAAUGACAAAUGGUCUCUGUAGCACCUGUCUGUUCCCACUCAGUACGUUCCAAGUCUGUGUCCUUCUUGUUUCAUUUUAGAGCCAUAAUUUAUACAUACCAAUGCCAUUGCCUCCCCUGCAGGGAUUUCUCCACCUGGGCAGUAGUGCUCUCCUUCUGCAUGAGAACUUUGGUACUUACAGGUAAUCCAAGUUGCCGUCGGAUUUUUAAAGUUUUUUGUACAAAGUUUUUCCUUUGUAAUCACAUGCAUUUUUACUUACUCUACCGUAUCAAGAUCUACUAGUCGUGGUUCAAUUUCUGAAUUCAAAGCUUGUGAAAUAAAAGAAAUUAAUUCAUGGGUAA
Molecule: messenger RNA, 3730 nt
Organism: Columba livia (rock pigeon)
Lineage: Eukaryota; Metazoa; Chordata; Aves; Columbiformes; Columbidae
Gene: CRMP1
Product: collapsin response mediator protein 1
Exons: 14
Coding region: 759-2810 (683 amino acids)
Cellular component (GO): cytoplasm
Molecular function (GO): hydrolase activity, acting on carbon-nitrogen (but not peptide) bonds
Source: RefSeq, a predicted model, not a curated record